Messenger RNA from Octopus sinensis (East Asian common octopus), 2982 nucleotides. Its product is annotated as MAP kinase-interacting serine/threonine-protein kinase 1. The record is from RefSeq and is a predicted model, not a curated record. Gene Ontology annotation, biological process: protein autophosphorylation; peptidyl-serine phosphorylation; intracellular signal transduction. The transcript is spliced from 10 exons. Gene Ontology annotation, cellular component: cytoplasm; nucleus. The coding region runs from base 1017 to 2462 and encodes 481 amino acids. Gene Ontology annotation, molecular function: ATP binding; calmodulin binding; calcium-dependent protein serine/threonine kinase activity. Lineage: Eukaryota; Metazoa; Mollusca; Cephalopoda; Octopoda; Octopodidae.
GCGACACGCAGCCAGGCACCAUUCAAGCGCUUGGUUAUGAAAAUGGAUAGGUAGUGAAGAAUAGUGUGUUCCGCCCAACUUUUAGGGGAAGUCUUACUUCCAGCCAGUUAGCUGAGGGUGACAGGCAGGUUGAAGAAGGAAGGAGAAGAAAGAAGUUUAGUGGUUGUUUAUUUGUUUCUUGUCAAAGUCUCUUCGGGGAAAGAAAAAAAAGGUUCCCUUAAAAAGUCACCCACCCGGGGUGUUGUUAUAAAUAUUCAAAUAUAUAUAUAUUAUAUAUAUAUAUAUAUUUAUAUUUAUGCACCCUUUUUUACGAAAGGGUUUGUCAUUCAAAGGCUUAACAAGAAAGAAAACGGAAGAUCUCCUCCAACACCAUUUAUAUAUAAUAACAAUAAUUUUAUUUAUUGUUAUUAUAACUUCUUAGAAGCGGGUAGAAGAUUUAGAGAAAAGAGAAGCGAUAAAAGGCAAUAACAACGAUAAGUAGGAUUUAUAUAUUUUUCCUGCCGAGUACCUUGAAAGAGAGAGACUGUGGUUCUGUCUUGCAGUGUUCUGUCCAUCUUGAAAGAAAAAAAAAAAAAAAGGACUUAAUUAUUAUUGUUGCUGCCCAAAAAGAAGACAAGAAAAAGACCUCUCUUCUGCAUCUUUCUUUGUUUCUUAAAGAAAGUAUAUUUUUUUUUAACUGGACGCAUCCACAAAACCACCCGUGGGGUUAUAUAUUUAAAUAUAUAUAUAUAUACAAUAUAUAUAUGUAUAUGUGAAGGCGGUAGCGAUUUGGAGAAUUUGAAGCAGCCUAGUGUGCCUAAAGUACAACCUUACUAGUUAAACAAGUACCCUAAAAAAACUAGUAAGAAGUACCCGUUACUGUAUUAUUAUUUAUCACUACCACCGUUGGAUAUAUAUAUAAUAUAUUUAUAUAUAUAUAUAUAAUAGUCAUCUGUCAUAAUUUAUUCAACCAAUAUCAACACCAACAUUAUUUAUUGUUGAAAACAACGUUUUUUUACUCUUGAGGACUUGGCAUCAUGUUAGAGCUUGAGAUUCAACCUAAACCAAUUAGUUUUAUCGAACGGCCAAAUAGUCUGAUGUUGGACAACAGUAUCACCCUCGAUGGGGUGCAGUUAAUGCACAAUGUUGAGGCUGACACCGACUGCAACGAACCUAAUUUGGUUACCAGAAAUAACAGCAAGAAGAAGAAAAAGAGGGCAGCAAUUAGAGCAGCUAAUUUUUUAGAUCUGUAUAAACCAACUGGCGAAAUCUUAGGGCAAGGGGCUUACGCAACAGUUCGUACCUAUAUUCAUACACAAACUGAAAAGGAAUAUGCUGUAAAGAUAAUAGAGAAAAAUCAUGUAAGAUCCCGCAACAAAGUUUUCAAAGAAAUUGAAAUAUUUCAUCACUGUCAAGGCCAUGCUAACAUAUUGCAGCUCAACGAAUAUUUUGAAGAAGAUGAGCAAUUUUUUCUUAUCUUUGAGAAAAUGGAAGGAGGUACUUUGUUAGCUAAUAUAGAACGCCGAGGUCAUCUAACCGAACGAGAGGCCAGUAUGAUAGUACGAGACAUAGCUAAGGCUUUAGACCACAUUCACAACAAAGGUAUUGCACAUCGGGACUUGAAACCAGAGAACAUCUUGUGUGGUAGAAAUGGUGAAAUUGUCACAAUCAAGAUCUGUGACUUUGACCUCGGUAGUGGAAUUCCAGUUCAUAGUGAGGAAUCCGACCCAGUCACAACACCCGAACUACAAACUCCGGUAGGGUCAGCUGAAUAUAUGGCCCCGGAGGUUGUGGAUGCUUGGGUGGGUGAGGCAUUUUCUUACGAUAAGAAGUGUGACUUGUGGAGCUUGGGCAUUAUACUCUACAUAAUGCUGUGUGGCUACCCACCGUUCUAUGGCCAGUGUGGUGAAGACUGUGGCUGGGAACGCGGAGAAAACUGCCAAAAUUGUCAGGAGAGCCUGUUCACUCGAAUCCAAGAAGGUAUCUACGAUUUCCCUGACAGCGAAUGGCGUGACAUUUCCGAUGAGGCCAAAGAUCUCAUCAAACAUCUUCUAGUCCGAGAUGCUCGUUCACGCUACUCAGCGAUGGAUGUAUUGAGAGACCCGUGGGUUGUACAACCUCCGGCAGCUACUCCUUUAGCAACUCCUCGUAUAUUAACCAGGAAUAACAGUACCAAAGAUCUGGAAUCUUUUGCUGAGACGGCCAUUUCCAUCAACCGCAUGAUGCAGCAGCAUCUGGCCAUUUCUGAGCAGAGAACCAGAGGUUUCGGCAAAUAUCAGAGUACUGACAGUUCCAGUGUUAAGUUUAUCCUGUCUUCACCAGGCUCUUCUAAUCUGGCCCGGCGCCGUGCCACCUCUUCCAGUGGAAAAUCCCACUAUUCCGAAGACUCCACUGAUAGUGCAAAUGGCUCCCUUGGAAGUUCAGUUUCUUAUGAGAAUGUCUAUGGCUAUUCAUUUUCAUCCAGUGCUGCUCCCAGCCCUUAAACCUCUCGUAACCCCUAUGUGCAUAAAACAUCCUGCACAAAGGGGGUGGGGAGGAGUUGUUUUUUGUUUCUUUAUAUAUCCCGCCCAUUUCCAGUUUUUUUUUUUUGUCUUGUUUUCUGCCCCCUCCUGUUGUCCCCUGUCCACCACCACCACCACCACAUUUAAUUUGUAAACCUAAAAUCAAAUUGUACCUUACAACUUUUCCUUCCCCUAUUUGUCAAUUCGGUUACCUCAUCAUAUCUACUUUUUCUUGAUCUUCUCCCCCCCCCCAUCAGUUUGCUAUUUUUAUACACAGAAACCCUUAAAUAAUUUUGUUCACUGUACAAUACAAACCAAUUUGGUUCCCUACUUCCCCACCAUCCUCCUUUCUAGUCCAUAUUCUCUUCACUUCUUUUUUUUUUGUGGGUUGGGGUCCUUCUGUUUUUUUCUUUUUUUUCUCCUGCCCUACAUUACUGCAUUUUAAUUUCUGUCCCUUGAUGAAUCUUCAUAUAUUUCUCACCAUUUAGCUUAAUUCUUACAA